AUGUUCGCUCACAAAAUAUUUUGGAUUAUUUGUCUAAUAACUAAUCUAAUUUAGGCUAUAUUGAAUGGAUUGAAUCAAUCGGAAUACGAUAUUUUGAGCAAUGUAGUGUUGUAUUUGAUAAUUGUUGAUCAAUUCAGUCUCAACAUUUUUAGUUUUUUUAUCAGAAAAUAGGACAAGAUUGAAUUCGAAGGCAUCUCAGGACUUGGUAUGACUGUACCAGAUUACGAGGAUAGUAGACAAAAUAUGAUACCUAUAUAAAAUAGUUUUAUUGGAUUAUCUUCUACUUAAUCCUUAUUCAAAUGUAAUAUUCAUUUUAGUAAAACUUGGAAAAUUGUAUAACAAAAGGAUGGUAGAAUAGAUGCAGUAAUUACAUUAAAAAUAUUUCUAUCCAAUCCUAAUAAACAUUAUCAACUUAAAAAGACCAUCAAUGAUUUUGUCAUGCUUGAAAGUAGGCUCUAAUAGGAAGAUAAAUUUGGAUUUGAAAUUUAUAAAUUACCAAAUGACUUUUUCCAACAUGGACCUGACACUAAUUAAAUGUUUAAUGAGAAAAUAGCUAUGAUAAAGAUUUGGUUGAGACAAAUUAUUUCUAAAAUAGAGUAUUUGACUCCGAGCAUCUAUGAUUUUUUAGAAUUCGAUGAUGCAACUCGGGUUUGUAUAAUAAAAGACCAGAGAAAUAAAAGCAACUCGCUUGAUCAGAGCAAUUGA
Molecule: messenger RNA, 705 nt
Organism: Paramecium tetraurelia
Lineage: Eukaryota; Ciliophora; Oligohymenophorea; Peniculida; Parameciidae
Exons: 1
Molecular function (GO): phosphatidylinositol binding
Source: RefSeq, a predicted model, not a curated record